GUCAGCUUAUAGAAAUCGUCAGUGUCAAGAUGGCUACGGAACCAAAUAAGACCGAAAUCCUUACCAUUUUCAAAAGAUUAAGAUCUGUUCCUACCAACAAGGUAUGUUUUGACUGUGCUGCCAAAAACCCCAGUUGGGCAAGUAUUCCAUAUGGUGUCUUCUUGUGCAUCGACUGCUCUGGCAUCCACCGCUCACUGGGAGUGCAUCUCAGUUUCAUCAGAUCCACUGAGUUAGACUCCAACUGGAACUGGUUUCAACUUAGGUGUAUGCAGGUUGGAGGUAACGCCAAUGCGACGGCAUUCUUCCGCCAGCAUGGCUGCUCCACAAACGAUACCAAUGCCAAGUAUAACAGUCGUGCUGCCCAGAUGUACAGAGAGAAGAUUCGACAGCUAGCAAAUGUUGCAUUGUCUAAAUAUGGCACAGACCUUUGGAUUGACUCGUCUGCAGGAGGCACACCUGCAGUUUCUGACAAGAAAGAAACAGACUUUUUUGACGAACACACCCAGCCUAUUAAUGACUGGAACAUUGCACCAUCCUCUGAGCCAGAGCAGAACGGAGCCACUCUCGCCCAGCAGCUGACGAACACAGCUGCUAAAGGCCAGGAUGACAGCCAGCCAGAGGAAGGACCCAGCAUUGAUGGUUUGAGCACAUCACCCAAAGCUGCCAUUGAGGACUCCAUGCGUUUGUCAUCACGUGAAGGAUGGACACCUCAAGAUCUGAAACCUUCUAUCAUUGGGAAAAAGAAGCCCAUGGCAGCUAAAAAAGGGCUCGGUGCAAAGAAAGGUCUCAGUGCCCAGAAGGUGAGCAAUAAGAGUUUCUCAGAGGUGGAGAAGCAGGCACAAGUGGCUGAGAAGCUGAGAGAGGAGCAGGCCGUGGAGGCUAAGAAACAAGCCGAGGAAUCCAUUGUUGCCUCGAUGCGUUUGGCCUACAAAGAGCUGGAAAUUGACAGAAAGAUGGAGGAAAAGAAGCUCCAGAAUCUGGAAGGCAAGAAAAAAGAGCAGGCAGAGAGACUGGGCAUGGGCUUCGGCAACAGGAGUGCCGUGUCACAUUCAGUGAUGUCAGAGAUGCAGGUCAUCGAGCAGGAAACGCCCGUGGGAGCCAAGUCCUCUUCUCGCUCCAAACUGGAAAUGUUUGAUGAGCCUGGUUUCACCUCUGGACCUCCAAAAUACAAAGACAACCCAUUUACAGUGGGAGACAGUUUUGGAUCCCGGUGGGAUACUGAAGGAGGAACUGCCUCUUUCACCACCUCCUGGGCACUGGAGAAAGAUGACCCCAAGGAGGAGGUCACCAUCUCUAGUAUUCAACCAACUGGAGAGCGACUCCCCAGCAGAAGAAAAGCCGAGGUCUCAGCUUCAGUUUCCGAGUCAAGUGAGGCCAGGCAGAAGUUUGCCAAUGCGAAGGCCAUCUCCUCAGACAUGUUCUUUGGUCGGGAGAGUAGUGCUGAGUAUGAUGCAAAGACGAGGCUGGAGAGCAUGUCUGGAAGCACUUCCAUCAGUUCAGCUGACCUGUUUGGAGAUGGCAGUGACCACAAAGGAAGAGCCUCAGGCUUUGACAGCGUGCUUCCCUCUGGCCCGGACAUCGCUCAGUUCAAACAGGGAGUCAAGACCGUUGCGGGAAAGAUGGCUGUCCUCGCCAAUGGUGUCAUGAACACGAUCCAGGACCGCUACGGCUCCUACUGAGCAGCAUCGACCGGUGGGAUGACAUCACCUGAACUAACACCUGUGUGGAGCCAGACAGCCUCUUGACUGACACGUGCGUUUGGACGGAGAAGAUGGGACGAGACAUGGGCAGCAGAAAGUAUUGCAUGGGAAAAGAAAUGUCCGUCACGUCCGUCCUCCAUUAUUGACAGUUUGAGACAGUAUUUUCUUCUCUCAUUCUCAUUAGCAGACUCUUUAAGUUUGAUUUUCAUGAGCAAAGCCGAGCAUCACAGGUUGUAUUCUUUUCUAAACCAGAGUUUUGUUGUAAUUUACUGUUUGGAAUACUUUGGUCUUAGAUUUUCAAAAUGAUGUCAGUUUAUUCUGCUAUAUUUUAUUCCUUUGCAGAAGUUGUUUAUUUCCAUUCAUAUAAUCAAAUAUGUCAUGCUAGUUUUUGUUUUAUUGUGACAUUUAAAAAAAGAGGCAGUAUAUAUUUUUGUGUUAUUUGAACAACAAUCCCAAACUCAGUGCUGCUCACUUGUCCACGGUUUGUUUUCUUCUUCUUCAUAAAGCACUGACUGAUUUUCAACUCUUUGAGUUUGGAAUUAUGCAUUUCUGUCUGCGUGAAACGUGGAAGCAUCACAUUUUUGAUGUGCAAGUUGUUAUGGUUACAUGCUGUGUUUGAAACAGAUGGUGCAGCAGUAAAGUCAUCAUUCCCUAUAACAAACUUCCAGCUUCCAAUACUGGGAAUUAGGGAGGGUUAAAUCCAACUCCAGUAAGCACUGCAGACAGAAUAUGCUGUCCCAGCUCAAAACUAUAAUACUGUAUUGACUAUGCAUCUCCACUCUGCAACCUUCAGCUGUGUUUCACUUGUUUUUGCUUGUUGAAUCUGAAGUCUGCCUUGAUUUUACAGUCAGUGCUUUUAUGUUUGGAAAGCUUGUAUCCUUUAAGUUCACAUAUUCAGUUUUAAAUAGAAAAAUGAUCCUCGCAUUAACAAUGUGAAUACAAUAGUAUUUAACUCGAGGCAAGGAAUUCUCUCUAAAUUUCACUGCCAUGUACAAUGCAGUUAAAUACAGUGAACUGUGAAAAUUCACCACGCUUGUUCGUAUCCCAUCUUGUCUCGUGUGUUCAGGGCAGACUUUACGUUCAACAAGUUUUGGAAAUUGGAUAAAAUUCGAAAGUAGUUCUUCUUCUUUUUCUCUCUCAUGCAUCAAAGUGUAAUUUUGAUCACCCCCGUGUGUGCGCCCUUCCCAUGGUAAAAAUGUGGGGCGAUAGGAUGAAACAUUCAAAACUAUUUAUUUGUAGGUUACAAAAAGAAACAGUUAAUAAAGAUCAAAAACCUCUGCUUUGUUUUCACUGACGUCAACUUUCUCACAAACACCCAAAGCUAAACCUGUGGUUGCUGUCGUACUAGAUUUUACUCUGUGCAACAUUCACACAUUUUUAUAUAAAAGCAGACUUAUUUUUCUACAUGAAAAUGAUCCAAAAGUGGAAAAAAAUCAUCACUUUUGCUACUGGAAAUCAAUGGACCUAUUAAGGAGCUAUUGUGACAUUGGUGGGGACGCCCCACAGAUUUUAAUGCAAAGAAAUUGAAGUCAGUCUUUGAGCUAUUUCAGUCAGGCAACUCAAACUGUGCUGCAGCAGGCUGUAAACAUGCAGUUUGGACUGGACAGCCUGGUUCUGCUGUUGGCGUCUUCCUGUUAAAACUGACCACUUCCUUCCUCACCAAACGCUUGCUCAUAGGGAGCUGUGUGACUGAACUUUCUAACAUUGUAGGUUCUUCAGCUUCAGUAUCAAACACUCUCAGGUGAAUUGGUGCUAUAAACCUGAAUUAAACUGAACUGGUUCUGGUACAAGUGAUUUAGCUCCCAUCUUCCAGCCCUGGAGGUUGUUUGGUGGGAACAUGAUUACUAUACUGUGGAUAUCUUUUAAUAUGAGGCCCCUCCAUUCUGUUUGUGGAAAAUCUGAAGAAUGACCAGAACAGAGGUCUGUUGUUCAAUGCAAGGUUUAUGCUGGUGUAUUACAAGCGCUAAGCCUUAUAAUUUUGUUUUUAAACUACUGUUGCUUCAGCUCAUCCUUAGCGUACGUGUUUGUUAGCUGAUUGUUACUA
Pelmatolapia mariae (spotted tilapia) is the source of this 3744-nucleotide messenger RNA. RefSeq names its product ADP-ribosylation factor GTPase activating protein 2 (gene arfgap2). NCBI's taxonomy places the organism in Eukaryota, Metazoa, Chordata, Actinopteri, Cichliformes, Cichlidae. Bases 30 to 1679 code for a protein of 549 amino acids. Gene Ontology annotation, molecular function: GTPase activator activity. The transcript is spliced from 17 exons. Gene Ontology annotation, biological process: COPI coating of Golgi vesicle. The record is from RefSeq and is a predicted model, not a curated record.